Messenger RNA from Tripterygium wilfordii, 2430 nucleotides. RefSeq names its product pentatricopeptide repeat-containing protein At5g01110. Lineage: Eukaryota; Viridiplantae; Streptophyta; Magnoliopsida; Celastrales; Celastraceae. The coding region runs from base 189 to 2393 and encodes 734 amino acids. Gene Ontology annotation, molecular function: protein binding. The transcript has a single exon. The record is from RefSeq and is a predicted model, not a curated record.
AUGUAAAUACAACCAAAAUGUUUCUAUAGCGCGAGGUCUCGUCAAUUUGUUGAGAACCGCGAAUCUCCGUUCGGGCCACCGAACGCUUCUUGGAGCCGAUUAUCCCCGACGACCUCACAGGCACAGGUUCAGGAACACUAAAAUCGCCGUCGAAAGUUGACGUUGUCGCUUGGUCUCUUCUAAAUUAAAUGGCGGCUCAGUGUCUCCAUUUUCGAAACUCCACUCCCAGGAUCCUCACCAGCCACACAACACCUCAAUCAGUGUAUUCGGUUUCGAACAAGUCUCUUACAACUCUCCAAACCUUAGAACCCUCUAUCGAACCCUAUCAAGAACCAAUCGCAACUCCUCCUCUCCCUGAUUCAUUGUUGGUGGAGAAAAUUAUCUUCAGCUUGAAGCGAGGUAAUACGAAUUCUUUUAUUAAUUAUCAGUUUCGCUUAAACCCAUCAAUUGUAGUCGAAGUUGUCCAUCGUUGCCGCGAUAAUUUGAACCUGGGUCAAAAGUUUGUUGAAUUUGUUACGCAUAAUUGUCCCAAUCUUAAGCAUUCAUCGGUAUCCUUGAGUGCUAUGAUCCACAUUUUGGUGCGGAGUCGAAGAUUAUCCGAUGCCCAAGCAUUGAUUCUGAGGAUGGUAAGGAGGAGCGGUAUUUCGCGAGUCGAAGUCGUGGAUUCUUUGUUUUCUACUCAUUCUGCUGUCUGCUCAAAUACUUUGGUGUUUGAUUUGUUAGUUAGGACAUACGUGCAAGCUAGGAAAUUAAGGGAAGGGGCAGAGGCAUUUCGGGUGUUGAGGGGCAAAGGGUUUUGUGUCUCUAUAAAUGCGUGCAAUAGUCUUCUUGGUGGACUUGUUAAGGUGGGUUGGGUUGAUUUGGCGUGGGAAGUGUAUAGAGAAGUCGUAAGGAGUGGAGUUGAGCUGAAUGUUUAUUCACUAAACAUCAUGGUUAAUGCACUAUGUAAAGAUCAAAAGAUGGAUAAUGUUAAAUUGUUUUUAUCUGAAAUGGAAGAGAAGGGGGUUUUCCCGGAUAUUGUGACGUAUAAUACAUUGAUCAGUGCAUAUUGCCGAGAAAAGCUCCUUGAUGAAGCUUUUGAUUUACUGAAUUCAAUGUCAAGCAUGGGCUUUAAACCAGGAGUCUUUACAUACAAUACUCUUAUAAAUUGUUUGUGUAAGAAAGGUCAAUAUGGUAGAGCAAAGGAAAUUUUUGAUGAGAUGGUGCAUAUGGGCUUGAGUCCUGAUGCUGCUACUUAUAACGCACUGAUUGUUGAGUGUUGCAGAAAAGAUGACAUCUUGGAAGCUGAAAAGGUUUCGAAUGAAAUGUUACACCGAGGUGUUCUUCCUGAUUUAGUUACUUUUAGUUCACUUAUCGGUUUGUUUUCGAGGAACGGAUAUCUUGACCGGGCACUGCGGUUGCUUGGGGACAUGAAGAGAUCUGGCUUGGUUCCAGAUAAUGUGAUUUAUACAAUUCUUAUGGAUGGGUAUUGUAGAAAGGGCCUUAUGUCAGAAGCCUUGAAAAUGUGGGAUGAAAUGCUAAAGCAUGGUUGUGCUAUAGAUGUGGUUACAUACAAUACUUUUUUGAAUGGUCUAUGCAAGGAGAAGAUGCUUGCUGAAGCAGAUAAUCUGUUUUCUGAGAUGAUUGAAAGGGGUGUCCUUCCUGAUUUCUAUACUUUCACAACACUUAUUCAUGGACACUGUAAGAAUGGCAAUAUGCAUAAAGCUCUAAGCUUGUUUGAUAGAAUGACUCAAAGGAAUAUCAAGCCGGAUAUUGUAACAUACAACACUUUAAUGGAUGGAUAUUGCAAGGUAGGCGAAAUAGAGAAAGCCAAUGAAUUAUGGAAUGGUAUGGUAUACAGAAAGGUCUUUCCCAAUCACAUUUCGUAUAGCAUUUUGAUCAAUGGAUACUGUAAUAUGGGCCGUGCUUCUGAGGCAUUAAAAUUGUGGGAUGAGAUGGUUGCAAAAGGUAUUAAGUAUACUCUAGUGACUUGUAAUGCUAUUAUUAAGGGCUAUUGUCGUUCAGGUGCUGCAUCAAAAGGAUAUGAAUUCUUAAGCAAGAUUGUUUCAAAAGGGGUUGUUCCUGAUAGCAUUUCAUAUAACACUCUUAUUAAUGGCUUUGUUAAAGAAGACAACAUGGACAAAGCUUUUCUUUUGAUUAACAAGAUAGAAGAAGAAGGACUUCGCCCUGAUGGUUUUACCUACAAUGCAAUCCUGCAUGGGUUCUGUGGACGAGGUAGGAUGCAAGAGGCUGAGUUGAUAUUGUCCAAGAUGAUUGAGAAAGGUGUAAAUCCUGAUAGAUCCACAUACACAGCUUUAAUAAAUGGACAUGUCAGCCAGGACAACAUGAAGGAGGCAUUUCGAUUCCAUGAUGAAAUGCUGCAAAGAGGAUUUGUUCCAGAUGAUCAAUUUUAAUUGUUUACCAUCGCAGCUAUUAUGACUUGACUUCAUU